This is a messenger RNA of Toxorhynchites rutilus septentrionalis, 1945 nucleotides long. Its product is annotated as probable cytochrome P450 9f2. The transcript has 2 exons. Lineage: Eukaryota; Metazoa; Arthropoda; Insecta; Diptera; Culicidae. Bases 239 to 1855 code for a protein of 538 amino acids. Gene Ontology annotation, molecular function: oxidoreductase activity, acting on paired donors, with incorporation or reduction of molecular oxygen; monooxygenase activity; heme binding. The record is from RefSeq and is a predicted model, not a curated record.
GGUCCAGCUUGGGGAAGACGGCAAAAUCAUUCCGUGAGCUGUGUCCAGGAGAUACGCACGUUUGGGUGUAUUUAAUACGGCUUAAAAAUUGUGUACCAUAUACAAAAAUUCUACCUGUUCGAUUGUGUAUCAAUAUAUUUCGACAAGUGAUAACCACUGAUAAUACUUAGGUUCCCCCCAAGUACUGGGUGGAGAAUCGAUUCAUUCGGUUGGAAAUUGUCGCCAGAGUAACUCGGAAAUGAUUCAAGUGGAUCUGCUAUCGGCUUUCGCCAUCGGUGCCAUCAUCCUGUUGAUCUAUCACUAUGUUGCGAAAAAGUAUGAGUACUUCCUGGCGAAGCCAGUCCCAUGCAUCAAACCUACGUUUGGGUUCGGCAGCACCGCUCCGAUGAUAUUGCGCAACAUGGACAUCUGCUCGCUCGUUUCGAAGCUCUACAACGCCUAUCCGGACGCUAGUGUCGCGGGAUUCUACGACCUCAUGAAGCCAAUUUAUAUGCUUCGCGAUCCGGAGGUUAUCAAGAAGGUCGCUGUAAAAGAUUUCGAUUACUUCAUGGACCACACACCGACCAUGACCAACAGCAACCCAGAUGAUAAUGUCGAGAGUUUAUUUGGAAACUCGCUAUUCGCUCUGCGCGGUCAGAAGUGGAGAGAUAUGCGAGCGACCCUGAGUCCAGCAUUCACGGGGAGCAAAAUGAGACAUAUGUUCGAAUUGGUCGCAGAAUGCGGCCGAUCGAUGGUGGAGUUUUUCGCUUUGGAAGCGAAAUCCGGUAAGACACUGGAAUACGAGAUGAAGGAUGUGUGCUCUCGGUUUGCAAACGAUGUAAUCGCAACGGUAGCGUUCGGGAUCAAGGUGGAUUCGCUGCGCGAUCGCGAAAAUGAAUUCUAUGUAAAGGGCAAAAAAAUGCUUAACUUCCAAUCGGUUAUCGUGUUAAUUAAAUUUCUUCUACUCAGAGCCAUGCCACGGUUGAUGCAGAAGCUGAAGAUGGAUUUUGUGGAUACAACCCUAACAGAAUAUUUCAAAAACAUGAUAACUCAUAACAUGAAACAGCGAGAGGCACAUGGUAUCGUGAGAAAUGAUAUGAUUCAUAUGCUAAUGGAGGUUCGAAAGGGAGCUCUCAAUCACCAGAAAGAUGAACAACAGACUAAAGACGCCGGAUUUGCGACAGUGGAGGAAUCCAACGUUGGAAAAUCGAUGCAUUCCAGGGAUUGGACCGAAAAUGAGCUGGUAGCACAAUGUUUCCUUUUCUUCCUGGCAGGAUUCGACACCGUAUCGACUUGUAUGUCAUUUCUGACCUACGAGCUUGCCAUUAACCCGGAUAUUCAGAAGCGUCUCUACGAGGAAGUGGUUGAAAUCGAUCAGUCUCUCGGAGGAAAACCACUCACUUACGACGCCCUGCAGAGGAUGCCCUACAUGGACAUGGUUGUAUCGGAAGCUCUCCGCCUGUGGCCCCCCGCUGUGGUUUCCGAUCGUUUCUGCGUCAAGGACUACCGUUACGAUGAUGGCACCGGAACAGGUUUUGUCAUUGAAAAAGGAAACACCAUGUGGAUUCCAGCCUACGCAAUUCACAGGGAUCCCAAAUACUAUCCGAAUCCCGACAAGUUCGAUCCCGAGCGCUUCAACGAGGAAAACCGAUCGAAGAUUAACACCGGUGCAUAUCUACCGUUUGGCGUGGGUCCAAGAAACUGCAUCGGAUCGCGUCUGGCACUUAUGGAGGUCAAAGCGAUGGUUUACUACAUAUUGAAGGACUUCAGCCUGGAGCCGACCGAAAAGACCCAGAUUCCUCUUCGGCUGACGAAAAAUAUGUUUGCCUUGCAGUCGGAGAAGGGCAUUUGGUUGGAGUUGAAACCAAGAAAAUGAUAAAUACGAUACUUGCACUAUUUUCUGUUCCCAAUUGGAACAUCUUAUAUUCUGUACAAAUAAAAAUUUCAUAUAAUGGUCGUGUAUAUA